AUGGCAGCCUUGAAUGCGUCUGCGCCAAUAUUUAUGCCGGACAGCUUCUCGCCGGUGACGCCGUUCUACUUCUCGCCAUCGGAGGAAGCGAUCCCGGGACUGCACAUAUCCGACUACGUACUGGCCGUCUGGGCACCAAUCAUCGUGCACUGGCUCGUGGCUGGCAUAUUCGAAGCACUCGACCACUCUACCUCGCCCUGGGUCGAGCGCUACAGGCUGCACGAGUCUGUCGAAGUCAAGUCUCGCAACCUGGUCUCGCGUGGAGCCGUACUCCGCGCCGUGCUCUUUCAGCAAUUCAUCCAGGUUUCCCUCGCUUAUUGGUGGAUGGACGAUAGGGGCCCUGCGCCAGAUCCACAGAUGGAUAUGUCUGUGCUGGCGGAAAAUAUGUACGGCGUCCUGUCGCGUCUGAUUGGUCAGGGUGCAGCGUACACCGCGAUGAAGGCGGCGGGGCCCGAGUCAGUGUGGGCCAUGUAUUGGUGGAUCAUCCCAGUAUCCCAGUUCUUCCUCGCCAUGUUCAUCGUCGAUACUUGGCAAUACUUCCUGCACCGCGCCAUGCAUAUCAACAAGACGCUCUACCGCUGGUUCCACUCAUGGCAUCACCGUCUCUACGUUCCAUACGCGUUCGGUGCUUUGUAUAACCAUCCAGUCGAAGGAUUCCUCCUCGAUACGCUCGGCUCUGCGGUGGGCGAGGCAAUCUCGUGUCUCUCCUUACGUCAAGCAACACUCUUCUUUUGCUUCGCAACGUGCAAGACGAUGGACGACCACUGCGGGUACACGUUCCCUCUGGACCCCCUGCAAUGGCUCAGUGGGAACACCGCCGACUAUCAUGAUAUCCACCAUCAGAUCAUCGGCAUCAAGUCCAACUUCUCCCAGCCGUUCUUCGUCCACUGGGACGUCCUACUCGGCACGCGCAUGACUCGAGAAGAGAUGAACGCCCGCCGUUCUCGCGGGAAGGGCAAGGGGAAAACCGAGUAG
This is a messenger RNA of Peniophora sp. CBMAI 1063, 975 nucleotides long. The record is from the annotation of a GenBank genome assembly. Lineage: Eukaryota; Fungi; Basidiomycota; Agaricomycetes; Russulales; Peniophoraceae.